CACUUCCGGGGUAGUAAAGGUCAGGGCCCGCAAGAUGGCGGCCCCCUUGGAGCUCAGUUGCUGGGGAGGCGGCUGGGGGCUCCCCUCGGUACACAGCGAGUCCCUGGUGGUGAUGGCUUAUGCCAAAUUUUCUGGUGCACCUUUGAAAGUCAAUGUCAUAGAUAACACCUGGAGAGGUUCAAGAGGCGAUGUACCAGUUUUGGCAACUGAAGACAACAUUGUUUCUCAGCCAGCAAAAAUACUAAAUUUUUUAAGAAAACAGAAAUAUAAUGCUGACUAUGAACUCUCAGCAAAACAAGGGGCAGAUACCUUGGCUUACAUUGCUCUCCUUGAAGAGAAGCUUCUUCCUGCAGUGCUUCACACAUUCUGGGUUGAGAGUGACAAUUACUUUACUGUGACAAAGCCAUGGUUUGCUUCACGAAUGCCUUUUCCCUUGAGUUUGAUCCUGCCUGGAAGAAUGUCUAAGGGGGCACUGAAUAGGAUUCUCCUGACCAGAGGAGAGCCUCCCCUGUACCACCUUCGAGAAGUAGAAGCACAGAUAUACAGAGAUGCCAAGGAGUGCCUAAAUCUUCUGUCAAACAGAUUGGGAACAUCUCAGUUUUUCUUUGGAGAUACGCCUUGUACCUUGGAUGCCUAUGUUUUUGGUUUUCUUGCACCUCUUUAUAAAGUACGGUUUCCUAAAGUUCAGCUACAAGAACACCUAAAACAGCUCUCCAACCUGUGUCGCUUUUGUGAUGACAUCUUAAACAGUUAUUUUAGGCUUAGUCUUGGAGCAUUUUCCUGCGUGAACAGAAAUCAGCAGCAGAUUGAUUUUGGUGAGGUACACUCCCAUGAUUCCACUUCUUGAAAACUGAUUGCAUCAGACUGGAGGUAUAGUAACUAGAGGGCACCUGUCACUUAGGUUAUGAUUCUUUGAGUAUGGGGCCUUGUGCUGAAGGGUUACUAAAUUGUUAUUGAGGUAGAUGACUGAAAUUGUCUUUUUAAGAAACAGAAGUUAUAAAGAUAGCUGGCUUAGGUGGACAGUGUAUUUUUUUUUUUUUAUGGUACGUUCUGUGUUUCUCUGUAGGGAGGGGUUAAUAGUUUGGUAGUCAUGAAAUUAAGUAAUGUUCAACCUUGUUACUUUGGGCAAUAUUUAACAAAUUUGACUACAUGGCAAAUAAAAAAUCUUGGGUCCUAUUUCAGAGUUACUAAAUUAGAUCCCAGGAGUCUGUAUUUUUCAAGUCCCUCUAAGUACUUUAGAUAUCUGGUGGGUAGCUGUUACGGAGUCAAUGCCUUAGAAAGUUAUCCAAGUAGUUGUGUCCAAUGACCUAUUUGAAAUGGGUGGGGGGAAAGACAUAGCUUAAAUUUGAGAAGGAAAUAAGGACUGCUGUGCUCUUUUACUAAUUACUGUGGCUACCUGCAUAACACUUGACUGACGCUGUCUUCUUAGUGGACAAAUUUUAGUCCUUUUGUUUAGAAUUUGGCUUUGGAGCAUUACUAUUUGUCCUAACUUUGCCUUUGAACCUGAAGAGAAUGGUUUUUUUUCUCUGCCUUUUAUUGGGAGGGUGGGGCACUUGUGAGGGUGGGUAGACUCAAAAUUCUUUCAAUAUAAACAGCUUUAAAAGCUUUCAAAAUUUUCUAUCUCUCUCUGAUUUCUGUCCU
This is a messenger RNA of Microcebus murinus (gray mouse lemur), 1641 nucleotides long. It is a transcript of the gene MTX3, whose product is annotated as metaxin 3. The record is from RefSeq and is a predicted model, not a curated record. Lineage: Eukaryota; Metazoa; Chordata; Mammalia; Primates; Cheirogaleidae. Gene Ontology annotation, biological process: mitochondrion organization. Gene Ontology annotation, cellular component: cytoplasm; SAM complex.